CCCCCCCCCCUGAAAACUCGAAACAGAAUAAAUACAAGAAAACACAAGAAAACCUCCCAUACCCCAUGGCAUUUCCUAGCUUGGACACGCAGGUCCUUCUCACUCCUUCGGGAUUCCUCAAGCUUUGCGAGACGGCUAUGACCAUCCUAGCCCUCAGCAUCUCCCAGGGCAUCCCAGGGCUCGGCUUUGGGAGUGAGAGCCUCGACUUCUUUGGCGGAGGGACCCUGAUAGCCUCGCUGGUCGUGAGUCUGCUCCUCCUCGCGACUCUCCUGUUGGGUGGCCAGCAGAUGCAGAAAGUGCUUUUUGAGACGAAAGUGAACUUCACUCUGGCGGCCCUAAUGGUGGUGCUAGGAGGGAUCACCAUCCACACCUACAGCGUCCAGCCCGGAAGGUCUUCCCCAGUGGCCGAUUCGGGAAAAGCCGUCGGCUCCAUGUGUCUCAUCAACUCCGUCUUCUAUGGCCUCGAUACCUUCUUUGCUUACCAAAAUUAUAAGUGUAAUUAAGCUGCACCUUGUCAUAACACUUCAAAAGUGAAGUUAAAUAUUAUUUAAUGCAUAUAUAUUCUGUUGUGUGUAUUACUGCUGAAUGUUAAAUGUUAAACAUUUUGUGGUAAGGAGCUAUCUAAUCAUAUAUAUUUUGUAAUUUGUGUAUUUAUCAUCAUUCCUGAUAAUGAGAAAUACAUCAAGCUAUGGUUUAUAUGCAUUCAUA
Penaeus monodon (black tiger shrimp) is the source of this 708-nucleotide messenger RNA. RefSeq lists its product as uncharacterized. Gene Ontology annotation, cellular component: membrane. NCBI's taxonomy places the organism in Eukaryota, Metazoa, Arthropoda, Malacostraca, Decapoda, Penaeidae. The record is from RefSeq and is a predicted model, not a curated record.